Molecule: messenger RNA, 3259 nt
Organism: Haemorhous mexicanus (house finch)
Lineage: Eukaryota; Metazoa; Chordata; Aves; Passeriformes; Fringillidae
Gene: ATG5
Product: autophagy related 5
Exons: 9
Coding region: 148-1065 (305 amino acids)
Biological process (GO): autophagy of mitochondrion; C-terminal protein lipidation; autophagosome assembly
Cellular component (GO): Atg12-Atg5-Atg16 complex; cytoplasm; phagophore assembly site membrane
Source: RefSeq, a predicted model, not a curated record
CGGGCUGCGCGUGCGCGGGGGCGUGGCGGCGGCGGGGGCGCGGCUGCCGCUCAGAUCCUGCCCCGCGCGCGGGCGGGCGGUGUCGCCGGUCGCGACAGAGCUGAAGAAACAAAUUAAUCUACAUGUGCUUCACUGUCCAUUGGAAGAAUGACAGAUGACAAAGAUGUACUUCGAGAUGUGUGGUUUGGGCGAAUACCGACCUGUUUCACUCUGUAUCAGGAUGAGAUAACUGAAAGGGAAGCUGACCCCUACUAUUUGCUUUUGCCAAGGAUAAGCUACUUGACACUGGUAACAGACAAAGUGAAGAAGCACUUUCAGAAAGUUAUGAGACAGGAGGAAGUUAGUGAAAUAUGGUUUGAAUACGAAGGUACACCACUGAAAUGGCAUUACCCAAUUGGUUUACUCUUUGAUCUCCAUGCAUCAAAUACAGCCCUUCCUUGGAGCAUCACAGUGCAUUUCAAGAAAGUUGUUGAGCUUUUAUUUUUCCUGAAACAUUUUCACUGCAACCUGUUUCUUGUCAGCAGAGUGAGAGGAUGGUUGUUACAUUCUUCUAAUUUUCCAGAAAAGGAUCUUCUACACUGCCAUUCUAAGGAUGUGAUUGAAGCUCAUUUUAUGGCUUGUAUAAAAGAAGCAGAUGCUUUAAAGCACAAAAGUCAAGUCAUCAAUGAAAUGCAAAAAAAGGAUCAUAAGCAAUUGUGGAUGGGAUUACAGAAUGAUAAAUUUGAGCAGUUUUGGGCAAUAAAUCGAAAACUCAUGGAGUAUCCUCCAGAAGAUAAUGGAUUUCGAUACAUCCCAUUUAGAAUUUAUCAGGCAACAACAGAGAGACCUUUUAUACAGAAGCUAUUUCGACCAAUUGCUUCAGGAGGACAGUUGCAUACCUUGGGAGACCUGCUAAAAGAUGUGUGUCCUAGUGCUAUCGCCACUGAAGAUGGAGAGCAGAAGACUCAAGUGAUGAUUCAUGGAAUUGAGCCAAUGCUGGAAACACCCAUUCAGUGGCUAAGCGAACAUAUGAGCUAUCCAGAUAAUUUUCUCCACAUUAGUAUCAUUCCCCGACCUACUGAUUGAAACUCAGCUGUAUUCCUAUGAGGAUCAUUCUCAAGCUGGAAUUCUAAGGGCAUGUCAACUUCUUGCUUCUGUCAGUCUUGACAGAGGCAGCCUGACCAGAAAAAAAGAAACCAACAAAAAGCCGAAACAAAACAAGAAGUCCUCACUGCUGUAAGCCAAACAGGAAGAGAGAUCCUAUCAUCAGAUAAGGGCAAUUGGGCUGAUCUUAUUUUGCAUCACUGCUGCGUUUGUUCACUGCUGUAAUUAAAUCAGUUGCGAUAUGAAAGAAUUUACAGGACUUCUGCAAGUCUGCUGUUUUCUUGUAAAAUAUAAUGAAGCUGAAACUGUCAGCUGAGGAGCAAAUGGAAAUAUGCCACUUGAUUGUAUUUCUGAUUAACAAAUAAACAGGGCUGUUUCCUAAAGAGGUAGUGUUUCAGCUUUGAGGGUGGAAACAUUGGUUUAAUUUUCUAGAAAGUUAGACACUGAGAGAUUUGGUUACCAAUAGCUUUUUGUAAAAGAUCAAAUUACUGUAAAUCCAUCUUUCCUUAAUGAGAAGUUCAUGUUUACAGUAUAUGUAUUGGUAUGCAAAUGAUCUUUUAACUUUGAUAACAAGCAGUGAGAGAUUUUAAAGUAAGCCCGUGAGCAUGUUUUGUCAGUUAAGAACAUGCACAACUUAAUAAUUACAAAUACUCUUGAUUUGUAUGCUGUCACUGAAUACUCCAGUGUGUUUAUUAUUCAAAACAGUUUUCAUAGACUAGCAAUGAUGUAGGAUAAUUUGUCUCAGGAUUCAUCAUGGCAUUUCUUUGUGCUCAUCUAGGUUUUUUUUCUUUAAGAAUAUAUUUUCUUAAUUUACUUUAAAAAGUUUUUUUUUUUAAAAAGCUACAUGGAUGUUGCAAACAGGAUUGGAUCCUGCUGUUUAUUCCCAUAGACUAGGAAAUCGUAGAAUGAUGAACAGAUUGCUUUUUAAUGAUUUUGAAUUUUGGAAAGCUGAGGCUUUUCCAAGCUAAUACUUUCUUACAUCUGUGAUCCCUGUGCAAUCAGUCCACAAUUUAGAGGCUUCUAAUGUCAUUGCACAGAUUUUUUUCUUAGUGUAGCAGAUGUAUUUUUAGGUUAUUGGAUCAUUUUGGUUUCUAAAUGUUCAUUACCAUUGCAGAUGCUACUCAAACUCUACCAAUUUUUUUUUCUGUUGCACUAAAUUCAUCCAACUCUGUGCUCUAUUGCUUUGUCUGCAGUUUGUGGCUGUUUGUGGCACAAAACUAUGUUUAUAGUAGACAUAUUAUCCAAUCUGUCAAAUAUUAUCCAAUAUAAAGAAAGCAUGACAUUUUUCUUUCAAAAAUAGAGGCUGUCGAAGCUCCUACUCACAGUCUUGGCUUGUAAAUGUCCCAGUAAUUCCCAGUGAUGUUCCCAUUUGUUCCCAUGCUCCCUUUAGGGCAGGAUACUUACCUGUAUCUGAAAAAGAAGAAAAUGAAAAUCAGCCAAAUGAACAAAAACCUCUUUCUGGAGCAAGAGGGGGAGGAUCUCCAUGGGUGAGGAUAGGGUUGAGGCUAAGAAGAGCCCUGAGGGCAGAAAAAAUCUGUAGACAGAUUAAAUACUGUUUUAAAUGUUAAUGAGGAAAAUAGCAUUAAGGAAGUGGAGGGGUAAAGGUACUAAUGAAACAAACCUCUGCUGUAUUCUGCAGGACAUGAAGAAUUUUUAAAACAAAACAAACCAUGCUGGUCUGUGUUUAUGCAGAAUUGAAAUAUAAUAUUCUUAUGGUGGGAUGAUUUGGUUAAGUUAUUCUAAUUUCCAGUUCUGUUUGGAAUUUUUGUUACAGUGUUGGAUUGGCAUUUAUAAACUUCCUUAGGCACACAUAUCUAAAUAUUUUGGAGAUUUUCAAAGUCCUGCCAAUGGAUAAAGCAAAUAUUUUGUAGAGUCUUCAUAUUUAAAAAAAAAAUCUUUUGUAGGGAUAAUUUUUCCAUUAAUCAGGAUAAGAGGCAAUACAUUUCAAAAACUGUAGAGAUUGUGUUUCCUUUGUUUUAAGAUAAUCUGGAGUGAGUCACUGGCUAUUUUAAUAUAUUCUACACCAGCAUUUUAAGUAUACAGCUCUUCUUAUGGCCCGUAUUUGCCAGUAAAUCUGACUUUAAGGCCUAGCAUGGAACAAAGAAAUAGCUUGGCUUUAAAACGUACUCUUUCCUCUUACUUUAACUAUUUAAACUUUAUUAAAAAAUAAAACAAA